AGAGCGCACAAGUGAUUAUGCAACAGAAUUCAGGCUGGUAGCGCGAGGUGGGUCCGGAUGGGGCUAGUUGGGAAGAAGAAGAAAAAAAGAGUUAUGGCAGGCGAUUUCAGGCCACCCCCGAGCAAGGAUCAUUCACUUGAACGACUUUACAUGGCGUUUCGCUUUUUCCGAGCAGACUGAUCAAAUAAUUUCCCAUCGCAAUGUACGAGUACCCUCUAGCACGGUGUCUCGUUCUAGAUGGAGAACCGCUCGAUUGUGACACGCUCUCUUUCAGACUCGCUCUCACAGGGGUAGGAGGGGUCGGGUGUCCACUCUGGAGAGAAAUCUGGGCAAGCGACACAGGAGCCUCGAGCUCAAAUGCCUCAGUGCCCUAAAUAGAAGGUCUACUCAUUAAAUUUUUUUUAUAACAUCUCCUACUGGAGUCAAGGGCUGGAUGCGCUCAAGCUAUUUUACGAGUAUAUAGAAGCAGGGGGCUGUCCCCUGCAUGGCGCGUACGCCAGAUUGAGUUUUGUUAUUGCUUCAAAGCUAGAGAGAGAGUCUUUACUUAGCCUCUGCGAACUUUGGUCCCUGCUUCUCCUACGAGUAGAUGUUGGCAACUCUAGACUCCAGGGUAUUAUCAUCGAGGAGAAUGUCGCGGCACAUGCCGGGCCAUGAUCCACAGAAUAGCACGUUCGUCCGAUCCUCCCAGCAAGGCGAAUACGAUCCGAUCUUGGCGAUAGGUUGGGGAAGACCUGAGAGAAGGUAAGGGGACGGAAUGGUGAAGCUACUGGUAUUCCUUGGGGCGCUUCUGUCAAAGAUCAGCCUGCUGCGAAUUUCCUGGGAAUGUGGGUCCGAAGGUGGUAGCCUGAACGUGCUUGCAUGGAAUUGCCUAUGAGAUUCCGCCUCAUAAUAAGUUUUUAACAUUGGUAUUUUAUUGCAGCUGGAGCCCAUGAUGCUUCCUCGCCGGGCUCAGCCACCCGGUGACGUCAAGUGAUCUCUAGCCCUCAGGCUCUGAGUCAAUACAUUUGGGAUAACGGUAUUAUAUUUUGUAGGGAAACGGUGAGAUCUGAUCCAAUCCAGUGAUCACGGCCAACUGGCCAACCGCGGUCCGCGCUGCGGGACUGAGGGCGCGGAUGAGGCGAUCUUCGUGGUGUCGCUGAGAGGGGAAUCGGACAGGACCCGCAUCCUUUCCGUGGACAAACCAGGUUUUGGGACUCGAACCUCCAUCACCCCUACCCUAUGUAGCAUCCUACAUGAUUUCUAACGGUCCAACCCCGCCUCCGGGGCUAGGGGAGCUUGUUCCUCAGCGUUUGACAAUAAAAUUCACUUUCUCAAUGGCCUCAACGGGGCCCAAUGCUAAUUUAGCGCCAUCCUGUCAAUCGAAUUUUUUGUACUCUCGAUCCGAAGCUGUGAUGGCUGUGAAGGCUAGCAGGGUUAGUUGGAGAGGAGUUCUGUUGCGGAGGCGGGCCUUGGAUGGACGAACUCUUUAUGGUCCAUGUGUGUGUGUGUGGUGGAGUGUGCGGCUAUGAAAAACCAUUUCCCCGAUUCUGCUCCAAGAGAGAAGGUUAACUUAUUAUUAUCGUUAUUAUUAUUUUUAUUUUUAUUAUUAUUUUUAUUAUGAUCGCUAUUGUUAUUUCCUAUCCCUCUAAACGUCUCAUGAACGCACGUCAGUGACCGGGUGACCUCCUGGCCAAAGCGUCCGCCAGUAGCUAUCCGAUGUCCACUUUUUUCUUCUUCUCGGCUACUUUGCAUAUUACCGACUGUUUCAUUUGCUGUGCUAUUCUCGAUAAAUUCUGCACCAAAUCUCUAUCCGGCGAUCAUGGAAGGAGAGUGUGGGUAGAGUGUGGUUCAUCUGCCCAAGCUGUGAGACAAGAGCCACUUCUGCAAGAAUUUAACGAGGAUGCAUCCGUCUCGGAAUAUUGAUGGGUUAGGGGCCCUCGACGGGAUCUACGACUCGAGCACCGGCACUGUCCCUUGGAGGACAUUUCUUUAUAUCCUGUACUCGUAGAUUGUCAAUUUGAGACCUGAAUAUUUAUAUUAUUUUUUUCCCCCCAAGUCACCUUGCUAUCCCCAACAUGGAUUCCAUCAAAGGAUUAUGAUAUGUCGUUGCACUAGCAACUUGGCUCCGCAAGACACCACCCGGUAGUAGAAGUGAUGCAUAGCAUGUUGGCCAUGUACGAGUAGCAGAGAUGUAGAAAAUACUUACCUCCCUCCCCCCCCCCUCCCAAAGAGGUUUUCGCCUCCGUUUGUAUUUUACCGCACAUACAUGUGAAAUUAAUUCAAGAGACAAGUUGCUAUGGAGAGGGAGGUGGGGGGGGGGGGAGGGGAAGUGGUAGUAACCCUUGCAGGUUCGUAGAGACUUUAUCAGCAAUUUCCAUUACGAUCUCCCAGCCACUAUCUUGCUCAAUCGAUUAGCGGAAGGCAGGUCCUUUUCCUUUUCUUUUUUUCUUCUAUCCCUCUCGCUCUCUUUUCAACCUGAACUAGAAAGUUUCGAGUCGACACCGAGAGACAGUCAGAGAAACCGAUCCUCUAGGGGGGAAGGAAACGGAAAAGGCAACUGAUUAGGCCGGGCGGUAUCGCGGGCACUGUAUUUAGAGUAUCAGCCUCCCUUUUGUGUUAUGAUCUUCUAGUUGGGGCUUGUUUUAUAAGAGCGUCUGUUCCCGCUAUUGAACCAGUUUUACUUCCUACCAAAUCCAAACCACCAAAAGAAAAGAAGAGGGAAAAAAAAAGAAAAAUACUUAUUGACUCCAACAACCCAACACAGCAUAGAUUGGAAUUUGCGUCAAAUGACAACCUUAUAUCUAGGCCUCGAGGAGAACAUACUUUCAAGCUCUCCAAACCUUCGUUGCUACUCUAUUUCCUCCGCGUCUUCUGGGCCCUCCUGCUCCACCACGCAGAACCACCCUUCCUCCUACAGAACGUUAACCCCUAAAUCGGACACUACAUCACCUAUGAGCUAUUCAGCAAAGCCCUUCGAGGAUGGCUUCCUCGGUCUACGCGAGCGCAAGACCCACAACGGCCAGUCCAUCGCACCUAACCUCCUCUCAUUAAAAGUUGAGGGUACCCACCGGGCACCGGACCCACCCCUAGAACCCGCCUUCCACCACUCUCAACACAUCGAAGACAUCCUGCAGCAGAACUUCAGCACCCAGAACUACGAGCAAUCCUAUCCACGAAUCACCAACUACCAGGAAUACGCCCCGCAACGGUACUCGUCGAAUAGCCUGUCCCCGAGUUCCAGUAAUGGCGACUGCCUCUACACCACCCACAACCGCAUGUUCGACUGCUCCCAGUCAUUCGCGUCCUGGGGACAUGAGUCGAAUUCGAGGGAGGCAUGCGCUGCAGUCGCGGCUUUGGAACUCCUGAUGCCCAAGGUGGGUAUAGGCUCUGAGGGGGAGGAGGAUGUGGAUAUGUCGGACAGGGACUCGACUGGGUCCAGUUCUGCGCCUGCAGUUGCGAGAAGGAAGCGACGCGCACCCCACCCACUUGUCAUAAGCUCGAGGGACAAGCCUCAUGUUUGCUCCGUGGGGGACUGUGAGAGCCGAUUCAAGAGGCCUGAGCAUUUGAGGAGGCAUGAGAAGACGCACACUGGCGAGAGACCCUUCUCGUGCACCAUCUGUGGGAGGAGGUUUGGCAGGAACGACAACCUUCAGACUCACAAAAAGACGCAUAUGAAGAUGACUGGGCGUAAUGAGUACAUACCUGGGCUGGCCUAAGGUUUUCGUAUCUCUCUCUUUCCUUAACCUCUACCUUGUUCUCUAGUUCUUUAGCUCGUUGUCUGGCUGUCUGGAUGUACUCUCUUGACUGGUCUCUUUUGUAUUUUUUUAUUUUUUUUCCCUCUUCCCCUUCUUUGACUUCUCUCGCCUCUAUUUCAUCGGGGCCUUUACUAUGGGUUAUUAGUUUUAAAUCUUGGGUUUAUUUUUAUCUACUGGUUUCUGGGUU
Molecule: messenger RNA, 3921 nt
Organism: Tuber aestivum (summer truffle)
Lineage: Eukaryota; Fungi; Ascomycota; Pezizomycetes; Pezizales; Tuberaceae
Source: the annotation of a GenBank genome assembly